UUACCGAGCGUCCUAUCCGAUGCUCCCGGCUUUGAAAAGUUCGACAAAAAAUUAACUUAUUUGCAUGUGCACAACUCAUUGUGUUCGGCGAUUUUUGUGUGUAGUUUUUUCGUGUUUUCGAUUUGCAUUGUCAUGGCAAUGUUGACCGCUGCAUCUGCGAUGAGGUGCCUGCCCUCCGAGGCAGCCCCCUCUUUUCCAGCGAAAGCCGCUCGAUUUGGAGUGCCCACAAUGCUGUCCGAUAUAGACCAACUGCCCACGCUCCAGGUGGGCGACUAUACGCUCCAAUUCGAGUUGGGCGAGCCAACGGCCCAGGGAAAGGAGGUGGCCAUCAAGGAGCUCCGGGAAACCCCCGAGCGUCAGAAGGAGGCCGCCAAGGAACUGGCUCGUCUUCUAGAGGAGGAAACGGACUUGCACUAUCCCAAGGGAAACGAGGAGUGGCUGAUUAGAUAUCUGAGGCCCUGCAAGUAUUAUCCGGAGAGUGCUCGCGAUCUGAUUAAGCGCUACUACUCCUUCAAGGUGAAGCACGCUGAUGUGUACAACGACCUCAAGCCAUCGAACGAGGCCAACAUUUUCAAGCACAACAUUCUGACCGUCUUUCCCAAUCGUGAUCAAUGUGGGCGUCGUAUUUUGGUUCUGGAACUGGGCAAACGCUGGAAGCACAAGCAGGUGACUUUGGAUGAGGUUUUCAAGGGCGCCGUGCUCUUCCUGGAGGCUGCCAUGCUGGAACCGGAGACCCAGAUCUGUGGAGCAGUGGUGAUCUUUGACAUGGAUGGCCUCAGUCUGCAGCAGACCUGGCAAUUUACGCCGCCAUUUGCCAAACGCAUUGUGGACUGGCUGCAGGAUUCGGUGCCACUCAGGAUCAAGGCCAUUCACAUUGUGAACCAGCCGAAGAUCUUCCAGGUGGUCUUCGCUCUGUUCAAGCCCUUCCUCAAGGAGAAGCUGCGCAGCCGGAUCAUCUUCCAUGGCACCGAUCGCGAGUCCCUGCACAAGUACAUGUCGCCCAAGUGUCUGCCAGCCGCCUAUGGAGGAUUCCGGGAGGCCAGCCGAAUUGACAGUGAUCAGUGGUAUCAGUUACUCCUCAAAUGCGACACCGAGUUCGACACCAUCAACUCGUAUGGCUACAAGAAGAAGUGAUCUGUGCCCCAGCUGCUGCAAGUGAUAAUAUAAACUUCCCCAAGUUUCCAUUUUUUAAGCAUAUUUGUGCUGAACUCACGCACACGUUAUAGUUAAGCACUCGAUCUGUCAUACGCUUGUCCUGUUAGUGAAUAACGCCUAGAGUUUGCCUUAGUCUUAAUCGGGAUCCUCGGAUCCUGGAGCCUCGAUUGCAACCAGAAGAAGUGUUAUACCUACUUAAAUAUUAUAAUUAAUCCGGGGUAAUCGUAUUUAUAGCAUUUUACUAUUGUACAUUUUUAAACCAAUUGUUGAAAUAUAAACCCAAAAUUUGUA
Molecule: messenger RNA, 1446 nt
Organism: Drosophila subpulchrella
Lineage: Eukaryota; Metazoa; Arthropoda; Insecta; Diptera; Drosophilidae
Product: alpha-tocopherol transfer protein-like
Exons: 5
Coding region: 133-1134 (333 amino acids)
Cellular component (GO): membrane
Molecular function (GO): phosphatidylinositol bisphosphate binding
Source: RefSeq, a predicted model, not a curated record